AUGAGACUCGCCCAUCCUCUCACAUUGGCCCUCGCAGCACAGGCUGUGCAGGCCGGCCCCUCGCGGCCGCUGGCCGAGGACGAGGUGCUCGUGCCGCUGAUGGGCCCGCGGCAGGCCGGCUCGGCCAUCAUGGUCAACACGGCGACGACGUACCAGACCAUGGACGGCUUCGGCUUCAGCCUCGCCUUCCAGCGCGCCAACCUCAUCACCAACAUGCGCGACCCGGCCAAGCAGCGCGAGCUGCUCGACCUGCUCUUCAACGCGACGACGGGCGCCGGCUUCACCAUCCUGCGCAACGGCAUCGGGUCGUCGCCCGACAGCAGCUCGGACCACAUGAACACGUUCGCGCCCAGGAACCCCGGCGGGCCCAAGGCGGCGCCGCAGUACAGCUUCGACGGCAAGGACAGCGGCCAGCUCUGGGUGGCGCAGGAGGCGGUCAGGACGUACGGGGUCAAGACGAUCUACGGGGAUGCGUGGAGCGCGCCUGACUGGUUCGCCUUUGGACUGUGGACUUGGGCUGACCGGCAAUCAUGGAAGGCGUAUGCUGAUUAUCUCUUGGCUUGGGUUGGCUUCUAUGCCGAGGCUGGGGUUAAUGUGACUCACAUCGGAUUUCUGAACGAGCCGGAAUUCGCUUCGAGCUACGCCUCGAUGAACUCCAACGGCAACCAGGCGGCCGACAUGAUCAAGGUGCUGUACAAGACGAUGCAGGACCGCAACAUGACGGAGCAGCUCGGCAUCGCCUGCUGCGAGUCGGAGGGCUGGGGCAACCAGGUGCAGAUGCUCAACGCCAUCAAGUCGGCCGGCGCCGAGUCCAUGCUCAAGGCCGUCACGUCGCACACGUACACGAGCGGCGCCUCGGGCCGCAUGAACACCAAGGUGCCCGUGUGGCUGUCGGAGCAGUGCGACCUCAACGGGCAGUGGUCGACGGCGUGGUCCGGCGGCGGCGGGGCCGGCGACGGCCUCACCUGGGCCAACAACAUCAUGAACGCCGUGCUCAACAACAACGUCGGCGGCUACCUCUACUGGGAGGGCGUGCAGUGGCCCAGCCCGAAUACCAACGAGAAGAUCAUCAAGGUCGACAACGGCACCAACACGUACGAGGUCGCGCGCCGCCUCUGGGCCUUUGCCAACUUCAGCCGGUACGUGCGGCCCGGCGCGCAGCGCGUGGCGACGACGGGGGGCGGGGGCGGCGGGCUGCGCGCGGCGGCGUUUAGCAACGUCGACGGCACGAUCGCCGUCGUCGUCAUCAACGGCGGCGGCGGCGCGAGCACGGUCAGCGUCAAGGUCUCGGGGCAGACGCCGACGGCGGCGUCGCUGUACGUGUCGGACAACACCCACAAGUGCGACAAGGUGGACAGCUCGGUGGGCGCCGACGGGACCGUGAGCGGCUCCAUCCCGGGCCGGGGCAUCGGGACUAGCUUGCAAACCCUUGUGAGUUGUGAGGGAUUGGUGGACAGCAUGGGCAAGCCAACGGUAGACUACUCGCUCUACCUCGUCACGGACUCGACCCCGGCAAUCCUCGGAGACCGUGACAUCUGCGAGGUCGUCCGGGCGGCCUGCAAGGGCGGCGUGACCAUCGUCCAGUACCGGGACAAGAAGAGCGACACCGGAGUGCUCAUCGACACGGCCUCUAAACUGCACGCAAUCACGAAGGAGUACAAUGUACCGCUUCUUAUCAACGACCGGGUGGAUGUGGCGCUGGCCGUUGGCUGCGAAGGCGUGCACAUCGGCCAGGACGAUAUAAGUUAUUCCGCGGCAAGGAGAUUGCUCGGCCCGGACGCCGUCGUCGGUGUCACGGCCAGCACGUUGGACGAGGCUCUGAGGGCUUGUGAAGACGGCGCUGACUAUCUCGGCGUGGGCACCGUCUUCGCUACUCAAACGAAAAAGAAUACGAAACAUGUCAUUGGCACCGCGGGCCUCAGAGAGAUCCUUGAUGCCAUGAGUGCAAAAGGCCAUGGCUCAACAUCAACGGUAUGCAUCGGUGGCAUUAACGCCUCCAACCUCCAGCGUGUUAUCUUCCAGAGUACCGCUCCGAGCAAGAAGCUGGAUGGCGUGGCGAUAGUCAGCGCCAUCAUGGCGGCUGAAGAUCCCGAGAUUGAGUCCAAGAAGCUGCUCCAACUCGUCAGGUCUCCUCCCUCCUUCCGGAAAGCGGUCGAGGAGGCCCCUGCCAAGGUGUCCGACGUCAAAGAUAUCUUGGCCCAGGUGCCGUCGAUCAUCAAGGCUGUCCAUGAUACCACGCCCCUAUCUCACAACAUGACAAACCUCGUCGUGCAGAACAUCGCCGCCAACGUCGCAUUGGCUGUUGGGGCUUCACCGAUCAUGGCCAACUACGGAGAGGAAGCUCCCGACCUCUGCAAGCUCGGAGGCGCCCUCGUGAUCAACAUGGGCACCGUCACACCAGAAGGCAUCGAGAACUACCUGAAGGCGCUCAAGGCGUACAAUAGCGUCGGCCAGCCUGUUGUCUUUGACCCUGUUGGCUGCGGGGCCACGGCUGUCCGCCGCGCAGCCGUCAAGACCAUCAUGGCGAGCGGCUACCUGGACAUCAUCAAGGGCAACGAGGGCGAGAUCCAGACCGUCUUCGGCGCCGCCGGCCUCGCGCAGCAGCGGGGCGUCGACAGCGGCUCGACGCUCGACGCCGCCGCCAAGGCCCGCCUGGUGCGCGACCUGGCCGCCCGGGAGCGCAACGUCGUCGUCAUGACGGGCAAGACCGACUACGUCAGCGACGGGGAGCGGACGUACGCCGUCGGCCACGGCCACGAGUACCUGGGCCAGGUCAGCGGCACGGGCUGCUGCCUCGGCACGACCGUCAGCGCCAUGGCCGCGGCCCGGCCGGCGGACAAGCUGCUGGCGGCCCUGGCCGGCCUGCUGCUGUACGAGGGCGCUGCCGAGAUCGCUGCCCGGAACGAGGCCGUGCGGGGGCCGGGGACCUUUGUGCCCAACUUUAUCGACGAGCUGGCGAGGUGCAGGAAGAUGGCUGCCGCGGGAGACAUGAGCUGGCUGGGCGAGCCUAGAGUUGAGAGGCUUUUGUAG
Molecule: messenger RNA, 3030 nt
Organism: Thyridium curvatum
Lineage: Eukaryota; Fungi; Ascomycota; Sordariomycetes; Thyridiales; Thyridiaceae
Exons: 8
Coding region: 1-3030 (1009 amino acids)
Biological process (GO): thiamine biosynthetic process
Cellular component (GO): cytoplasm
Molecular function (GO): hydroxyethylthiazole kinase activity; magnesium ion binding; ATP binding
Source: RefSeq, a predicted model, not a curated record